UUCCGCCCCUCCAGCUAAACGUGAAGAACAGAGGUUCGGAACCGAUGUGUCGCGCUUUCUCCAGAGUCGGUCGUUUUAGGACUCUCCUUCCCGUCGCGGUUUGCGUGGCGUCAGUUCGCGGGUCUAGCAGACCCGAAAAUUGAGAGCUUCUUGGCUCCCAGGCAGCUGCACCCGACGGCUCUGCGGCCGUCACCAUGCCACAAAAUGAAUAUAUUGAGUUACACCGGAAGCGAUAUGGCUAUCGUUUGGAUUACCAUGAGAAAAAAAGAAAGAAAGAAGGUCGAGAGGCUCAUGAACGUUCAAAGAAGGCAAAAAAGAUGAUUGGUCUGAAAGCUAAGCUCUACCAUAAACAGCGCCAUGCUGAGAAAAUACAAAUGAAAAAGACUAUCAAGAUGCAUGAAAAGAGAAACACCAAACAAAAGAACGAUGAAAAGACUCCACAAGGAGCAGUACCUGCGUAUCUACUGGACAGAGAGGGACAGUCCCGAGCCAAAGUACUUUCCAAUAUGAUUAAACAAAAACGAAAAGAGAAAGCGGGAAAAUGGGAAGUUCCUUUACCCAAAGUUCGUGCCCAGGGAGAAACAGAAGUAUUAAAAGUUAUUAGAACAGGAAAGAGAAAGAAGAAAGCAUGGAAGAGGAUGGUCACUAAAGUCUGCUUUGUUGGAGACGGCUUUACUCGAAAACCACCUAAAUAUGAAAGAUUCAUUAGACCAAUGGGCUUACGUUUCAAAAAGGCCCAUGUAACACAUCCUGAAUUGAAAGCCACCUUUUGCCUGCCAAUACUUGGUGUAAAAAAGAAUCCUUCAUCCCCACUAUAUACAACUUUGGGUGUUAUUACCAAAGGCACUGUAAUUGAGGUGAACGUGAGUGAGCUGGGCCUUGUGACACAAGGAGGCAAAGUUAUUUGGGGCAAAUAUGCCCAGGUUACCAACAACCCUGAAAAUGAUGGAUGCAUAAAUGCAGUCCUGCUGGUUUGACAGCAGUUUCAGAGAAGUAACUCCUUAUAAUUACUUAAGAUUACACACCGAUCAGGAAGACCACCAUUACUGUGGUGGUUCUGAAUACUACCAAAUAGCCUUACGUAUCUGCAGUCAUCAAGAGAAGUAUUUAUUCUGUUGUGAAAAACAUUAAAAUAGACAUUUAUUAAAAUAAA
Molecule: messenger RNA, 1153 nt
Organism: Leptonychotes weddellii (Weddell seal)
Lineage: Eukaryota; Metazoa; Chordata; Mammalia; Carnivora; Phocidae
Gene: NSA2
Product: NSA2 ribosome biogenesis factor
Source: RefSeq, a predicted model, not a curated record